AUCCAUGAUCUUCUUUGUCCAUCAUUCAUUCAGGUGGGUGGGUGUUUGAGACCCUCAUUCAAGCAAAAUACACGGUGAGAGCAGAGCCAUGAAGGCCAUGCCAUUCUGCAGCAGCAGGGGAGUCCCUGUCAUCGACUCUCCUCCUUGGAGAACCAAAGCAAGAACAGAGCACUCUGCCUCUUAUUCACCUCUUCUUAUCCAAUCAAUGGCUACCCAGAAGCCUUUGCCAGCAGCUUCCAAAACAGUUGGGUCUAGAAAGAAUACAACCGUUUUCCCCCUCGGAGAGAAAGGCCCUCGGAGUAGCCCCUUGACAACUUCACCGCCAAUAAAGCUACUAACAAGGGUGGAGCAGCUGAAACUGCUGACUAAAGCUGAGAAAGCCGGUUUGCUGUCGGCGGCGGAGAAGUCCGGGCUCUCUCUGUCGACGAUAGAGAAACUGGGACUCCUCUCCAAGGCGGAGGAGUUCGGAGUCCUUUCUGCGGCAACAGACCCAGGAACCCCAGGGGGUUUGCUGAGCCUGAGCUUGGUUCUGCUGCUUUUGGGUCCCUUUUGUGUUUACCUCGUCCCUGAGGAGUACCCCUGGCAGAUAGCAUUGCAGGUUGUGGUUGCUUUGCUCUCUGUGGUUGCUGGUUCUGCAGCUUUUGCUGCUUCAAAUUUUGUAUCUAACUUGCAGAAAUCCAACUGAAUAUGUCAAUGAUAAUUGUGGUUUUCAA
Messenger RNA from Alnus glutinosa, 713 nucleotides. RefSeq lists its product as uncharacterized. The transcript is spliced from 2 exons. Lineage: Eukaryota; Viridiplantae; Streptophyta; Magnoliopsida; Fagales; Betulaceae. The record is from RefSeq and is a predicted model, not a curated record. Bases 89 to 685 code for a protein of 198 amino acids.